Trichoplusia ni (cabbage looper) is the source of this 2755-nucleotide messenger RNA. RefSeq names its product potassium voltage-gated channel protein Shaw-like (gene Shaw). Bases 695 to 2263 code for a protein of 522 amino acids. Gene Ontology annotation, biological process: potassium ion transmembrane transport; protein homooligomerization. Gene Ontology annotation, cellular component: axon; neuronal cell body membrane; voltage-gated potassium channel complex. NCBI's taxonomy places the organism in Eukaryota, Metazoa, Arthropoda, Insecta, Lepidoptera, Noctuidae. The record is from RefSeq and is a predicted model, not a curated record. The transcript has 12 exons. Gene Ontology annotation, molecular function: protein binding; delayed rectifier potassium channel activity.
CAUAUGGACAUCGUUAGUGGAAGGGAGAUACAAGACAGCGUGAAGUGCGAUCGCACCCUUUAACGUACCUCCUAAGCGAAAUUCGACUCUGUACAGCAACAAAUAGAGUUUAUUUUGAGACACGCGAAUGAAAAGUUCAGUUCAUUACAAAAUGAAAUGUAGGUAUCGGGUGUAGGAGUUACGGCGCAUGCGUGAACCACAGUCGGACUUCAGUGUGUAGCCGACUGCAGUACGGAGCGCACGCGGUCGCCACCUGCCGGCCACAUAGGGAACUAAACAUGAAAUUCGAAAUUAAAGUGUACUUAGCAUAGUGGCAGCUUGUGAUAGUGUGCUGUGAGCCAUUUAAUUUUUUUUAAUGUGAUUUUUUUUAUAUGUAUUGAAUUUUUAAUGUGGGUUUAGCAGUGCCGCAUAGCCUACGAAACCUUCAACGCAGAUAAGGGAUAUCUGCAUAUCAGAGGAUUUGAGAUUCAGUAAUCCGCGACCCGGCGAGGGUAGGCACUAAAACGGCGGUCAACGCCACGAUAGAUACGAUUUCUCCCCCCAGCGAUGCCUCCAACGAGAAUACUUAGCGGGCUAGAAGACGAUUAUAUAGAGGUGAUGUCGAGGAGAGGACAAAGUCGGUCGCCGUAGCCCAUAACUGUCCCGCGAAGCAGAAGAGAGUUGACAAGUAGCCAGGAAAUAUAUCGAUAUCAAAAUGUGGAUACAUCGGGUGCCAAGUAACAAAAUGAAUCUCCUCAACAUGGACGCGGAAAACCGCGUUGUCCUCAAUGUGGGGGGGAUACGUCACGAGACGUACAAGGCGACGCUGAAGAAGAUCCCGGCCACUCGGCUCUCCCGCCUCACGGAGGCUCUCGCCAACUACGACCCCGUCCUCAACGAGUACUUCUUCGAUAGGCAUCCUGGAGUCUUCGCACAGGUUCUCAAUUAUUACAGAACCGGCAAGCUCCACUACCCUACGGAUGUGUGCGGGCCACUCUUCGAGGAGGAGCUGGAGUUCUGGGGGCUGGACGCCAACCAGGUGGAGCCCUGCUGUUGGAUGACGUAUACACAGCAUCGGGACACCCAAGAAACUCUAGCAGUCCUGGACCGUCUGGACCUCGACACGGAGAAGCCGACGGAUGAGGAGGUGGCCCGCAAAUUCGGCUUCGAAGAAGACUACAUGAAGGGGACGGUGUCGUGGUGGCAGCACCUCAAGCCGCAGAUGUGGUCGCUGUUCGACGAACCUUACAGUUCUAACGCUGCUAAGAUUAUCGGCGUGAUAUCAGUGUUCUUCAUUUGCGUAUCAAUAAUAUCGUUCUGUCUAAAAACUCACCCGGACAUGAGAGUGCCAGUGAUUAGAAACUAUACAGUGACGACCGCUAACCAAAGUCAGGGUUGGGCCUUAGACAAAGUGCAAACGAACGCUCACGUGGCGUUCUUCUAUAUAGAAUGUGUGUGUAACGCGUGGUUUACAUUAGAGAUCCUCGUUCGCUUCAUAUCGUCACCUAACAAAUGUGAAUUCGUCAAAUCCUCCGUCAACAUCAUCGAUUACAUAGCCACCAUGAGCUUCUACAUCGACUUGAUUCUCCAGAAGUAUGCGUCACACGUCGAGAACGCUGACAUCCUGGAGUUCUUCUCCAUUAUAAGGAUCAUGAGGUUAUUCAAGCUCACGAGACAUUCAUCGGGUCUCAAGAUCUUGAUCCAGACCUUCAGGGCGUCGGCGAAGGAGUUGACGCUGUUAGUGUUCUUCCUGGUGUUAGGUAUUGUGAUAUUCGCGAGUCUGGUGUACUACGCGGAGAGGAUUCAGACGAACCCUCACAACGACUUCAACAGCAUACCUCUGGGGCUGUGGUGGGCGCUGGUGACGAUGACCACGGUGGGCUACGGGGAUAUGGCGCCGAAGACAUACGUUGGCAUGUUCGUUGGUGCUCUCUGCGCAUUGGCUGGUGUGCUGACGAUAGCUCUGCCCGUACCCGUCAUAGUAUCCAACUUCGCCAUGUACUACUCUCACACGCAAGCGAGAGCUAAACUACCAAAGAAACGGCGAAGAGUCAUCAACGUAGAGCCAACGAGGCCACCUAUGCGUGCCCCUGUGCCAGGAGCUCCUAACCCUCUAGCACCAGGCAUGGGUCCUCAGGUAGUAAACCGCAGAAUGAAUGCCAUCAAAACAAACCAUCCUAAAGAUAUGAUAGGACCUAACAUGGAUGGUGAUCGUAGCGAGCUAGAGGCUAUGAUCCAAACGACACCAAACAACUGCAAAAGAAAAAAUUUAAACAUGCUUUAGAAAGCAUCACACAACGCCGUUGGAACCGAAUGGGCUUUCUAUAUCGCCUGCACACUCGGAUUUAGCUUACAGGAAUGCUAAUAUAUCUUUAGUCACUAACCAAUCAUUACCAUUGUCAUUAUCAUGUAUGCACACGGCAGUAUCUACAAGCAGCACAGGAUCCACCGUCUAGGUCCCUUGCUUCGAGGGAUGAAGGUUCGGGAAUUUGUAUAUGAUCUGUGUUUGUACCCCGAACUUUUUGCUUCGCUUCCAAAGUUGAUGUUGUUGUAGAUUUAUUUUUAUUUGGUAUCGAAUUUCUUGUUUUGGUAUUUUCAUUUUGGCAGUAUUCGUGUUCGCUUUUUAGUCGAUUUUAUAGAAUUUUUGUUUGUACUCCUGUAUGGUUUAGAUAUUGAAUAUUCAAUGUGUUUUCAGGCAACAACCACACACCUCCACCACCACUAAAUAAUCAAACCAAAACAACAAUUGAAGUUUCAAAAUCACAGCCCGACACAU